This is a messenger RNA of Lemur catta (Ring-tailed lemur), 3527 nucleotides long. It is a transcript of the gene GRAMD2A, whose product is annotated as GRAM domain containing 2A. Bases 279 to 1310 code for a protein of 343 amino acids. The record is from RefSeq and is a predicted model, not a curated record. Lineage: Eukaryota; Metazoa; Chordata; Mammalia; Primates; Lemuridae. The transcript has 13 exons. Gene Ontology annotation, molecular function: phosphatidylinositol-4,5-bisphosphate binding. Gene Ontology annotation, biological process: regulation of store-operated calcium entry. Gene Ontology annotation, cellular component: extrinsic component of cytoplasmic side of plasma membrane; organelle membrane contact site; endoplasmic reticulum membrane.
CUGUUCGGCUUUGAUAAAGCCUCCUGUGCUUGGUGUCCUUUCCCAGAACCUGACAGUUUACAGUGACGCUGCCGGGGUACCUCAGAAGUCUGCUUUGAUGGGAGCAAGUCUUAGAGUCACCCCUCCCAAUGUGCCUCCUCAAGGGUGGAGCUGGCAGCCUCCCUCCACCUGGCCUAACAGCUACCUGACGCUCCGGAUAAGUUAGACAGAUUGAUUUUCUUCCAGCCCAGGCAUAAACUGAACUUUAGGCUUUCAGGAAUGACGCUGUCAACCAGCAAAUGCCUGGAAAGACAGCUUCUCUGAAGAGCCCUGUGUCCUGCACAGAGGACCCGGACAAUGCUCAGGAGCCCUCAGACUACAGCUUGGUGGCCUCCCUCAGGUCGGGUGAGUCUGUGCUGAGCUCCUCACUGCAGAGGCCACAGGGAGGAGGCCGCAAGGAGGGCAGUCCUGCUGGGAGCAUGGCCAGUGGCCAGGCCCUGGAGCUUCUGCACUGGCCAGAAAGCUUGAAGGGCGAAGAGAUAAAGAAGUGCAGCCGAGAAGGGACACUACUGAGUAAAUACAACCAGCAAUACCACAAGCUGUUUAAGGACAUCCCUUUGGACGAGGUGGUUCUCAAAGUGUGCUCCUGUGCCCUCCAGAGGGACCUCCUUCUCCAGGGCCGGCUCUACAUCUCCCCCAACUGGCUCUGCUUCCAUGCCAGCCUCUUUGGCAAGGAUGUCAAGGUGGUCAUUCCGGUGGUGUCCGUACAAAUGAUCAAAAAACACAAGAUGGCACGGCUCCUUCCCAAUGGACUGGCCAUCACCACCAACACCAGCCAGAAGUAUGUCUUCGUGUCACUGCUCUCCCGGGACAGUGUGUAUGACAUGCUGAGGAGAGUCUGCACCCACCUCCAGCCUUCCAGCAAAAAGAGUCUGAGUGUAAGAGAAUUUCCAGAGGAAGCAGCUUGCAAAUCUCUGGAAGUCUUCAUCCCCGAGAUGAAGUGGAGAAAAGUGUGCCCUGCCUCCAGGUCCUUGUCCCUCCCAGACAACAUCCCUUGUAUCCCUCAAGCAUCCAUGGACUCCACAGACAGUAUCUUCCCCUCCAGAAAGCCUCCAAGGUCUGAGGACGCUGUCUGUGAGGACGACGAGCUGGAAGAGGAGCCUAAGAGUGACAGGGAGCUGAAGCUCUGGUACUACCGGCUCUUCAAGGUCUUCUUUGUGCUGAUCUGCUUCUUGGUCAUGUCCUCAUCCUAUCUGGCGUUCCGCAUCUCUCAGCUAGAACAGCAGUUAUGCUCCUUGAACUGGGAUGGCUCAGUCCCUGGGCACAGGUAACAGCCACUUGGCCUUUGUUCCCACUCUUUCUGCAAGAAGAUUCUCUGGGUGCUAAGUCUCCACCAACGAUCUCCUGGGUUUAUGCUGCUGCUGUGCUGAGAUUGAGUACGAAGGAAAAUAUUCCAGAUCCCUCCCCCUUCACCCAACUCUUCUCCCUCUCCUCAAUGAGUGAUCUGAAGUACUGUUUACAGAGUAACUGGCUCCUACAAUUUUUGGACUCAAACAAAAAGAGUUUUUGGAACCAGCUGAGGAAUUCUGUACACUAAGCUUCAGCAACCACUUAAAUGAGAAAAAAAUUUAACCUGCUCCUUGGAAACAGUUCUGGCACACAGGCAGAACACUGGAGGCCACCUCAAGGGACAAAGCCAUGCUUUGAUACCUGGAACGUGGCUCUCUGUCACAUGGCUCACUCCAGUGGUGGGGUCAGAGGCCAGAACACAAACCAGCAGUGUGGGCUCUGCUCCCCCUGCACACUGUCCUCCCAUGGGCUUCUCGCAGGGAGCCAAGGGCCUGCUGAGGGCUGCAAAUGCAGAGAGAAGGGCUCGUGGCCAGGAUUCCAGCAGGAGGCGAAUUUUCAUGCUCUGGGCUGAGGCUCUGUGUUGGCCCCUCAUGAGGAGGCUGGCUGAACCUGGGAAGAUGCUGCCUGCAGCAGGGGAUGGUGGCAGGAGCUGGGAAGGAGAAGUCCUAGAAUUCCAUGUUCUCAGCUCUCACUUUCUGGUGGGACAGGUGGAGCAGGGCUUUUGAUCACUGUGGCCACGGACCUGGUAUUGGGUCUUGCCCAGGUGUGCCAAACAUUUCCAAGGUGUCCCAGGCCCUGGAAGUAGGGGAUGGGAAGGAUGGAGGCUUUGAUUUGAGGUCUUGCUGUGUACUUCCUGCCUGAUUGCCUACAUCUUAGGCAUGGCCAAGAGCAGCCUGUCAGGGAGGCUUGGCUGGGCAGUCAGGUGUGUUGGUGUUGGGCCAUUACAGGGCAGGGCUCACUCACAUCACCUGCAGUCAGUGUGUUUCAGGUCAUAGAGGAGGGUCCUCCAUUUCAUGGGGUCUAUUCUCCAUUAAUAAGGUGGUGGUGUCCAAGGUGGGGCUAGUGUAGUGCAGGAACCAGGCCAGUGGGGUCCAUCUGAUACCUUUGGGGACAAAAGAGAUAGGGGAGGAGAAGGCUGGACAUAGUGGUGAGUUCGCCUUGGAGAUUCCUCCUUCUCUGUCAGGGCCUUCUCUAUUCUUAAGAGCUUCCCCAUGCCCCAGAACUCUGGUCUUAUCUCCCUGGGACUCCAUCUGCUAAGAUAGUGCCCUUGGAGGUUCUAGAAGGGCCUUAAGUUAGGAGGCCAGAGGUAUCAGGGAGAGUCAUUGGUGAUGGGGUGGGUGGUGUCAGAAAUAGUCACUGUUUUCCCCUCUUCAGACACUGAGAGGUUAACUAGGGGAAGAAAUUCAGGUGGAAAUUAUUUAUUGUAGAGCCAUGAUUAUCCGUCCUAUUUAUUGCAAACCCAACUGAGGAUUGGAGGGACUAACAGGAAGUGACAACUCCCUGAGCUCAAACUGGAGGUCUCUUCAUCCUCUUUGCAUCCCAGUUUCUAGGAUUAAGCUUAGAGUCUGGCCAUGUGUGUUGCUUGCACCAAAUCUGUAUGUCUCAGGCGAAACUCACUGUUCCAUUCUCCUUAAAGUGCCACACUGGAUGAAUAUCCAGCCUUUUUUUUUCCCCCUUUGAAUCAGCCCUUUUCAUCAAUCUCUUCCAUCAUAUUUUCAGGGAAAUAAUCCUUCUUGCCUCAGCACUUCCCCUCCCUGGUGGGGGUGAACAAAUCCAUUCUCAGCCUUGCUACAUUGAGCCAGAGGCCCACAAGAGGUGCCAAGUCAUAGGUGAAUGUGCCAAGAUGCUGGUGAACCUGGUUUUCAGCUAUACCUCAGGCUCAGAAAGGGCAAGAGGCAUGCUGUAGGGUAGGCGGUUUUGGAGUUGUGCUUGGGGCCCUGGGCUUUGAGUGGUGUGGCUGUGCCUGUCCCUCUGGAAGGCUUUCUGUUUCUCCCUUUUGUCCCCAGCCUGGUCCUCUGGGGCCACUGUACCUUUUGUUGUGCUCGUUUAUAAACUAUGUGUAUUUAUAUUGACCUGCUUGCAUUGCCUGAUGCUCCUCUAAUUCCCUCAAAGUUUGGUUCAACCACCCUUGGGUUGUUCCACUAUGAUCUUGGCUUUUUAAAAUAUUUUAAAAUAAAAAAUCUGAUUUUUCUAGCGUC